AUGAAAGACAAUCAUCUUCUCAUCGUCGUCUUGAAUCAUCGCAGUGCACUGAAUGCUGAUACAUCGUGUCAAGCCUUUUACGGCAUUUCUAUGCUUCCAAGCCAUGUGUCGAAGCAGGUCAUUGUAGACGUCAGUGGAGGCCUUGCCCACGAUCCCAUAACUGCUUCUCGUUCGUUCAAACCGAAUCCCCAUGCCAUUGAGCAGGGUGGUGGAGAAUCCGCCCACAAAGAUGGUUUCUUGACCCAGUUGAAGCCGGUUGGUCAGGAGGCCACAACUGUUGGCAUUACAACUGAGAACUGGUGGUCAAGAGAGUAG
This is a messenger RNA of Hydatigera taeniaeformis, 315 nucleotides long. NCBI's taxonomy places the organism in Eukaryota, Metazoa, Platyhelminthes, Cestoda, Cyclophyllidea, Taeniidae. The record is from the annotation of a GenBank genome assembly.